This is a messenger RNA of Cylas formicarius (sweet potato weevil), 1239 nucleotides long. Its product is annotated as lysozyme 2-like. The transcript is spliced from 4 exons. The record is from RefSeq and is a predicted model, not a curated record. The coding region runs from base 216 to 701 and encodes 161 amino acids. Gene Ontology annotation, molecular function: lysozyme activity. NCBI's taxonomy places the organism in Eukaryota, Metazoa, Arthropoda, Insecta, Coleoptera, Brentidae.
UUCGUUGUAUCGUUUGCACGUAAAAUAUCGGCAAUAACGGUGGAAAAACAAGCAAACAAGUCGAGUCCUGUACAACUUGAAUUUUCCUGCGCCGUAUGCAGUUUUAUCCCAUUGCGAAGCCAUUAAACGUAAUUAAAAUGCGACGAAACUCGUUUACCAGUAGUCUUCUUCUUUGCGGUUGAGUCGCCCGAUUUUACGAUCCUGCUUUGGUGAAGAUGCGCGCGAGUGUAGCAGUUUUAUUUAUAGUUUUCGGGGUCCUCGAAUGGGUUUCGACUGGAGACGGGGCCGACUUGAUCCUGCAAAACUUAAACCAUCAAUGUUUGAGAUGUCUUUGUCACGUCGCUACCGGGUGCGACUUGACGAUGGGCUGCGUCAAGGGCUAUUGCGGCCCUUACAAAAUUAGCAAGAUAUACUGGAAGGACGCGGAUGAAGUGACCCUCCCUGACGACGACAAAGAGAGAGCUGGAGCUUAUGAAGACUGCGCAAUUUCAUACAACUGUGCCCAAAAACUGGUGGUGAAUUAUAUGUCAAAAUAUGGACGGGACUGCAAUGGAGACGGCGUAACAAACUGCGAGGACUACAUGAUGAUAAACUUCAACGGCGGAGUUCAGUGCCAGACUCCGAUGAACAGGAGCGAAAUCGCCAUUCAGUGGGUGACAAAAUUCAAAAUGUGCAACCCGCUUAGUCACAUCUGGAUUUAAGAGACAAUUUUCCAGUUUUGAAUAGUUUUGUUUUGCUUUUUGGUCCAUUAUUAAUGGCUAGUAAAUGGCCUAUUGUAGUGUAUCAUUCCAGGCGAAUGUCAGUUGCGGAUAGAUCAAUUAAAGUCGGUAUUGACGAUUUUACAAGUCGAUGAGAUCAGAAAAAAUGGCGGAAAAAAUGUUAAUCAAAUUAGGAAAUAUAAAAAUUGGAAUGCUUGCUUUUAUACGAAUUUCACGUUUGCGCUGUGUGAUUUAUGCCGAUAUUACUUUAAAAACUAAUUAGUUUGAUAUCGUUCAAGAUUCGGUGUGUUUAUGGAUUCUAGUAAUUUAGAAAAAUAAAAUUAUGACACAUGGAUAGAGUUAUUAUGAUUUAAAAAUGAUUUAAACAAUUUAAAAUCGAUGCUUCAUUAUUUUCUUUUUCUUUUUUCGUAGGAUCGUUUGAAACCAACACUUAAAGUAAACCUAAAAAAAAAUAUUUAAUAUUUUUACUUGCAAUUUCCAGGGCCUCUUUAAUGACACAAGAGGCUUCUUUUACCGGGGU